Dipodomys spectabilis (banner-tailed kangaroo rat) is the source of this 628-nucleotide messenger RNA. RefSeq names its product CD59 molecule (CD59 blood group) (gene Cd59). The record is from RefSeq and is a predicted model, not a curated record. Gene Ontology annotation, cellular component: plasma membrane. Gene Ontology annotation, molecular function: complement binding. The transcript is spliced from 4 exons. Lineage: Eukaryota; Metazoa; Chordata; Mammalia; Rodentia; Heteromyidae. Bases 105 to 488 code for a protein of 127 amino acids. Gene Ontology annotation, biological process: negative regulation of activation of membrane attack complex.
CUCGGCGGCCUCGGGAGCGGAACCAGUCCGCGGGACUCAGCGCAGCCGUGACGCAGUGCCAGCGGCCCGGACGGUGGUAGGCGCAGGCUUUGUGGCCAGACACAAUGAGAAGUACAGGAGGAUUUGGCCUGCUCAGCUUCCUGCUCAUCCUGGCAGUCCUUUCACACUCAGGUUUUAGCCUCCGCUGCUACAACUGUCCAAGCCCAGUUUCAGACUGCAACAUAAACAUGACCUGUCCAUCUAACCUUGACGCAUGUCUCUUUGCACAAUCUGGGCCCCGCAUCUAUCGCCACUGUUGGGCAUUGAGGGAUUGUACUUUUGACUUCAUUUCCAACCGAAUAGGAGAGUCUGAGAUCCAGUACAGCUGCUGCCAGGAAGACCUUUGUAACCUCAAACUCAAAUCUGCUGGAGUAGCAGCCACCUUAUCAGGGAAGCUGGUAUUGCUGGCAAUCCCAUUUCUGGCAGCAAUGUGGAACCUUUGUCUCUAAUGAAACAGCAGAGCGGGAAUUUCCUAAGCUCCUCCCCUUUCUAUCUUCCCAUUUUCUUACUGCUGCUGCUGCACACCAAAGCCUUUAUUGUUUUUCCAGUGGAUGUUGUUGAGAAAGAAUAGAACUAUCUUGAACACCUU